Messenger RNA from Salvia splendens (bonfire salvia), 404 nucleotides. Its product is annotated as 60S ribosomal protein L39-3. NCBI's taxonomy places the organism in Eukaryota, Viridiplantae, Streptophyta, Magnoliopsida, Lamiales, Lamiaceae. Gene Ontology annotation, cellular component: ribosome; cytosolic large ribosomal subunit. The record is from RefSeq and is a predicted model, not a curated record. Bases 10 to 270 code for a protein of 86 amino acids. The transcript has 3 exons. Gene Ontology annotation, biological process: translation. Gene Ontology annotation, molecular function: structural constituent of ribosome.
GGGCCAUAAAUGAUUCAGCCCGCGAGUAUAAUGUGCUCAUAUUUAAAAUUAAACAAAAUCCCUCUAGGGUUUACACAAGAGGCUUCGUCCACAGCUCAAUCUCCUCAAGCGAAAAUGCCGUCGCACAAGACAUUCAUGAUUAAGAAGAAGCUGGCGAAGAAGCAGAGGCAAAACAGGCCGAUUCCUUACUGGAUCCGUAUGCGCACUGACAAUACCAUCCGGUACAACGCGAAGCGCAGGCAUUGGCGCCGUACCAAGCUAGGGUUUUGAGGUGCUGCUUGGGAAUAUUUUCCCUUUCUUUAUGUUAUGAUGGGUUUUAGGUUUGUUGCUUCAUUUAUGGACUAUAGCCUAUCUCCUGAGACAAGUGUUUUUUGAUUAAGAUGAAAGUUUGAUAUUAUGGAUUA